This is a messenger RNA of Perca fluviatilis (European perch), 904 nucleotides long. RefSeq names its product tumor protein, translationally-controlled 1 (gene tpt1). The transcript has 6 exons. The coding region runs from base 33 to 503 and encodes 156 amino acids. Gene Ontology annotation, cellular component: cytoplasm. Gene Ontology annotation, molecular function: calcium ion binding. The record is from RefSeq and is a predicted model, not a curated record. NCBI's taxonomy places the organism in Eukaryota, Metazoa, Chordata, Actinopteri, Perciformes, Percidae.
CAUCUAACGUGAUCAUCAUCAUCAAUGAUGAGAUGUUCUCGGACGCCUUCAAAGUUAAGGAAACCGACCUCUUCUAUGAAGUUGAAGGAAAGACCGUCACCAGGACAGAAGGCUUCGAUGAGGCUUUAAUUUCGGCCAACGCCUCUGCAGAAGAGGCGUCGGAGGGCACUGAUUCGACCUCAGUCUCUGGCGUAGACAUCGUCCUCAACCACAAACUGCAGGAGACGGGCUACGACAAGAAGCAGUACCUAAAGCACAUGAAAGACUACGUGAAGGCCGUUAAGGCCAAGCUGGAAGAGACCAAUCCAGGGAGAGUGCAGGCCUUCGUGGAGGGCAUCACACCAGAAGUUAAGAAGAUUGUGGCUAAUCUCGGCAACUACCAGUUCUUCACAGGAGAGUCGAUGAACCCAGAUGGCAUGGUUGGACUGCUGGACUACCGCGAGGAUAACAUCACGCCAUACAUGCUGUUCUUCAAAGAUGGUCUGCUGGUUGAGAAAUGCUAACCACCUGGAACUACAUCUGCUUUUCAAUUGGCUGCUGUUUCCCAAAUGGGUCAAGAGCGGACAGAAGGGGCGCUAUUUUGCAUCAAGACAGAACAGAAACCUACGACACCGUGCCCAGGGCUGGGUGAAUCAAACACCAUUGGUCAUUGAAUACUGUCAACAUUUUUUCUUUUUGGCUUUUGCAGUGUUUGAUUAUCAUCCCAGGAUUGGCCCAGUUUUUGUGAAAAUCAGGACAGUGGACUGAAUGAGGAUGUUUUUUUCUUCUGUCUGCGUACUAUUUUAGCAAUGAUCUAUAAUAUUUAGGUUGACCUCCUCAGACAUCUUAUGGUUGCAUUAAAUACGAUUCCAUCGACAAUGAAAAUACUUCUGGUUUAAUUUGACAAUAAAAUCUCGUACCACCA